Molecule: messenger RNA, 532 nt
Organism: Amphimedon queenslandica
Lineage: Eukaryota; Metazoa; Porifera; Demospongiae; Haplosclerida; Niphatidae
Product: PTI1-like tyrosine-protein kinase 1
Exons: 2
Biological process (GO): protein phosphorylation
Molecular function (GO): ATP binding; protein serine/threonine kinase activity
Source: RefSeq, a predicted model, not a curated record
AUGAAUGAAGUGAACUGCAUUGGUGAAUUUGGUGUGAACACAAUCAGACACAAAAUGGCAGCAGAGCUACAGGUGAAGCUUCAACCUCUGAUACUGCAAAGAGUGAGGGUGACAAGGAUAGAGUUGGGUCGUGGAUCAUUUGGAGUUGUCAAUGAACUAAGAGUCAAUGGAAUUCAAUGUGCAGGAAAGAAGUUAAAUAAUUUUUUAGCCAUGGAAGAUAGCCUGUUAUGUGAGUUUGGUAAUGCGAUCAUCCUUCACAGACAACAGCAUCAUCCCAAUAUUGUAAAGUUGUUCGGUGUUCAUUAUCCUAGCAGUUCCACACCAUUACCAAUGCUGGUAAUGGAGUAUCUUCCUUAUUCUCUGCUGCAGCUAAUAGAGGGAAGAGUAGCUAUUAAUAAAGAAGCGAUCCUCCUUGAUUUUGCUAAUGGACUCGAUUAUCUUCACUCAAAGAGGCCUCCAAUCAUUCAUCGCAACAUCAAGGCCAGCAAUAUACUCCUCACUGUUGGUCACAAUGCAAAGAUAACAGACCUGA